Messenger RNA from Panicum virgatum (switchgrass), 2325 nucleotides. RefSeq names its product indole-3-pyruvate monooxygenase YUCCA8-like. Bases 315 to 1631 code for a protein of 438 amino acids. Gene Ontology annotation, molecular function: flavin adenine dinucleotide binding; N,N-dimethylaniline monooxygenase activity; NADP binding. The record is from RefSeq and is a predicted model, not a curated record. NCBI's taxonomy places the organism in Eukaryota, Viridiplantae, Streptophyta, Magnoliopsida, Poales, Poaceae. The transcript is spliced from 4 exons. Gene Ontology annotation, biological process: auxin biosynthetic process.
CUUUUCACCUUUUCAUUUUUCAACCCCCUCUCCAUGCUUACACUGUCACUGUAGGGCAUGCAAGAGUAGUGGUAAAAAGACGUUGCCCGCAGCAGCAGCUUGCCUACACCUUCGCCUAGCUCUCCUCUCAUAUCAUCCAUCUACUCAGAGAGAGACAGCAGGGAGUGAGUGUGUGAUACGGAUGACGAUGUGCUCCGUCCUUUCUUCCUAGGAGAAGUUGCAUCAUCAUCAUCAGCCGCUUCCGUUGCUAGAUAUAUAGCUAUCUCUUGCAAAAAUCUAUCGUUGGUUCGUCUUGGCUUGUUGCGCCGGUCGCCAUGCAGCAAGCUGCUGCCGACGCUGGUGGUAAUAGUAAUAGUAGUAGCAGCCCUAGUCGUCGUCGGCGUCAGGAUGAGCGGGAGAGCUCGGCGGGCGGGUGCUGCUUGGUGCGUGGCCCCAUCAUCGUCGGCGCGGGUCCGUCCGGCCUCGCCGUGGCGGCGACGCUGCGCCGGCACGCGGUGCCCUUCACGGUGCUGGAGCGCUCCGACGGCAUCGCCGACCUGUGGACGAACCGCACCUACGACCGCCUCCGCCUGCACCUCCCAAAGGCCUUCUGCGAGCUCCCGCACGUCGGCUUCCCGGCCGACUUCCCCGCGUACCCGACCAAGCACGACUUCCUCCGCUACCUCCGCUCCUACGCCGCGCGCUUCGCCGUGUCGCCGCUGUUCGGGCGCACGGUGACGCGCGCGCGCUUCAACGCCGCCGCGUCGCUCUGGCGGGUGACGGCGGUCGUCUCGGCGGCGGACGGCGGCCGGGCGACCGAGGAGUACGCGUCGCCGUGGCUGGUGGUGGCCAGCGGCGAGAACGCGGAGGUGGUGGAGCCCAGGGUGAAGGGGAGGGAGAGGUUCGCCGGGGAGGUGCUGCACUCGAGCGCGUACAGGAGCGGCGAGAGGUUCAAGGGCAGGAGGGUGCUGGUCGUCGGCUGCGGCAACUCCGGGAUGGAGAUGUGCUUGGAUCUCUGCGAGCAUGGUGCAAUGCCCUUCAUGUCCGUCAGGAGCGGGGUGCACGUCCUCCCAAGGGAGAUGUUUGGGACGUCGACGUUCGGCGUCGCCAUGAAACUGCUCAAGUGGCUGCCCAUCAAGCUGGUGGAUAGGUUCCUGCUCCUGCUGGCGAAGAUGGUCCUGGGGGACACGGAGACGCACGGGCUGCGGCGACCCAAGCUGGGCCCGCUGGAGAUCAAGAACAUCACCGGCAAGAGCCCUGUUCUGGACGUGGGAGCAUGGUCGCUCAUCAAAUCUGGAAACAUCAAGAUCGUGGCAGAGGUGGAGUCAUUCACUGGCGGCAGCGGGGUGCGGUUCGUGGACGGCAGCGAGAUGGCCUUGGACGCCGUCAUCUUCGCCACCGGCUACAGAAGCAACGUCCCAUCCUGGCUUAAGGACGGCGACCUGUUCACGGAGGACGGCAAGCCAAGGGCAGCUCAUCGUCAGGAGCCGAGCAGCAACUGGAGGGGUCCCAACGGGCUGUACUGCGUGGGAUUCUCCGGCCGGGGCCUGCUCGGCGCUGGCGCCGACGCGCUGAGGGCCGCCGCCGACAUCGCCGGGAGGUGGCAGGCGGCCGGAGGAGCCAGCAGCAAGACCUCCUCCUCCUCGGUGUAGUACUAGUCCGUCAUCCACAGGCCGCGCAUGCAUAUGGUGCUAGUGUUGCGCCGGCUGCCUUGUUAGCUUAGCUUGUACAUCCGAUCCUGGCGACGACGAUCGAGCAAUGCAAGCUGCCGCUGCGGCCGGCUAUGUGUAUUGUAGCAGAGCAGGAGGGAGACUGGUGAUGACUGGGCGAGGAGCAGCAGGCAGGCAGGUGCCCGGCCUCUGGUGGUGCUAGCUGCCGCCGCGUGCUGAAACAGCAGCAGCAGGCAGGCUGCGCGCUCUCCGAUCCUGUAGUAGUCCUGGUGCUGCCCAGAUAUUACCACAGGUGGUGGGGAGGACGGAGGAGGAGGAAGAGGCCGCCGGCGGGUGACCGGCCGGCGGCCUGCAGCCCGUGCGUGGUGUAGCGUGUGCAGCAGGGGGCCGGGGACCGUGACAAAAAUUUUGCAUAGGACGCCGUUUGUCUCAUGUACCCGUGCAUGCACAUAGGGAUGAAAUAGUGCAGGCGUCUUUUUUUGUCCAGGGAUGCAGUGCAGGCCGUCGUGGUGUCGUCUGCAUUACGUCCCUCCCUAAAUUCCAACACCGCUCUCUGCUAGUUCGAUUCGUUUGCCCCCACUCCAUUGUUCCUCUCUCACACUGGUCCAGUGUGCUGCGAUGUCAUUUCUUCCAGAAAUACCACUUCUUCACAAAGGCCAAGGCGUUUGCACAAACA